Molecule: messenger RNA, 2058 nt
Organism: Hippocampus zosterae (dwarf seahorse)
Lineage: Eukaryota; Metazoa; Chordata; Actinopteri; Syngnathiformes; Syngnathidae
Gene: foxi3b
Product: forkhead box I3b
Exons: 2
Coding region: 168-1346 (392 amino acids)
Biological process (GO): cell differentiation; anatomical structure morphogenesis; regulation of transcription by RNA polymerase II
Molecular function (GO): DNA-binding transcription factor activity, RNA polymerase II-specific; RNA polymerase II cis-regulatory region sequence-specific DNA binding
Source: RefSeq, a predicted model, not a curated record
AACUGAACAUAGGAAAGGGCAAAGCUGACAAGCAAAGAGAACAGAUACGACCCUUUGGAUCCGCUCACUAUCUUCAACAAGUUGAAGGAAAGAAUUCGGGGGAACAGUCAAGAAAACUGACGGUUAAAGAAGCUCUCUUCAAGGUAAGAAGAAACACUGCUUCGACAAUGUCUGGAUUUGACGCCCAGGAACAGUCUCCUCCACGUUGUGGCCCUCAGUUCCCGAGCCUUGGCCAGGAGCCCCCUGAACUCAGCAUGUACAGUGACUGCUUCUACCCUCCGCCAUCCUUGCCAAGUCCUCAGCGCACCACGCCGACCUCCUAUGAGCUGGGUGACUUCAGCACCACGUCCCCAAACCCUUACCUUUGGUUCAACAGCUCUGGGCUCAACACACCAUCAUACCUGACUGCCAACGGUCCACCCGGGAACCCGGGACCUCCCUUUGUCCCGCAGCACUACGGCAUGCAGAGGCCUUAUCUGGGCUCGGCCGGAACAGGUGGCCCAGGAGGGGAGUUGAGCUGGUUUUCCCUGCCCUCACAAGAGGACUUGAUGAAGCUAGUGAGGCCUCCUUAUUCUUACUCGGCUCUCAUCGCCAUGGCUAUCCACGGAGCACCUGACCGGCGGUUGACCCUGAGUCAGAUAUAUCAGUAUGUGGCAGACAACUUCCCUUUCUACAACAAGAGUAAAGCAGGAUGGCAAAACUCCAUCAGACACAACCUAUCACUAAAUGACUGCUUCAAAAAAGUACCAAGAGAUGAGGACGAUCCAGGCAAGGGCAACUACUGGACACUUGAUCCAAACUGUGAAAAGAUGUUCGACAAUGGAAACUUCCGCCGCAAAAGGAAGAGGAAGUCUGACUCCCUCUCUGGGGUCGAUGGGAGUUCAGAAGCCCCCGAGUCAGGUGAAAGUGAAAGGGGCAGCCCCAAACACUCGGCUAACUCUUCCCUGAGCAUCUCCCAGACGCCGGACAGAAUUCCCUCACCAUCAUCAUCCAGUACUACACCUUGUCUGAGCAGCUUCCUUUCUGAGAUGUCUGGAGUGUCCAGUGGACCAGCCGGUGAUGUGGGAGGUGAUGCAUUGAGCAGACCCAUGCAGGUCAACCUCCCUCUCGAUGGGCCACACAGGCUUCCACAGGCUGCAAAUUAUAAUAGCUACUCCCCAAAUUCUGCUGGCCGAGAGUGGCUUCCUCCGGUGCAAACGACACCUAUGCUCUCCUCUUCACCCACCCACUCUUCACUCGGGUACACUAGCCCCAUCCUCAGCCACUACAGUGCGUCCAGUGGACACUUCUAUCCCCCGCCGGGCUCAACAGGAAUCAUCUAUCAACGUGAGGGCACCGAGGUUUAAAUUAAGACUAAUUGAACUGAUUGUAAACCAGACCAGAUUUUUCGCAGAAUUUAGUUUUCUUUUGCAGUAGAAAUUAGUUGUCACUUUGAGAGGCAAACACAAACGUGUGCACACACGCACCCACACACAUACACAUACACACACACAUACACACACACACACACACACACACACACAACCUACGCAUGUUUGCGCUGACAGAAACAGUUGAGGUCACAAAAGCGUGUGACAACAGAAUGAAACACCUUAGAUUCCCACAGAAACAUCUGAGUCAGCAGCAAAGAGCUGAAACUGUCUGAAACUAUCAAAUGAAGAGUCAGCUAUUAUCGCGACCAAAGCUGGUCCCUCUCAGAGCCGACUCAUUUUUCACUGAUCUGAGAUCAGAUCUGCUGACAUCCGUCUGUUCCGCUUACUGUCUGUGAUUCCUUGAUGGUAUCACACAAACACAACGUACAGACAGCAGUUUAGAUGAGCGGUUAAAUUACACCUUUGUCUACAUAUUAUAUUCAUGAGAACCAUUUUUGUUUUGCUGUCCCCUAAAUCUGAUGUGGUGAUUUUCCAGCGUCUUGAAAAUAGUCUGUGUAAAUACGUAUGUGUCUUUUAAUCUUAAUCCUUUUCAUAACUCGGUUAUUUUUACACCUGUUAAUGUAUUCUUAAUGUCAGGUAAAUGCUAUGUUGUCUUUUUGAUAUGAAUAAAAUACUUUUGACAUGC